AUGCCUCGUCGUGUAGCAAAUAAACCCGGGUCGCAGUCGACACUGUCCUUCGGAGGGGGCCGAGUGACCAAACCAGUCGCUGCACCCCACAAAGCGAAGGCCCUCGAUUCACCUCCAGCGCUCUCCAACAAAUCUGCCUCCGCCACCCCGGAGCCCCAGCAGCUGUCCGUCACCCCAAAUGAGCCCUCCAAGCCCCAUAUCGCCGAGUUAGCGGUGCGAGAGCAGGCUGCAACUGAGCACCAAGCGCCUCGAUCCGAAGAAGAUAAGCGGGCAUUGAAGUUGAACAAGCAGGAUAUCUGGCGAUACUGGCAGGCUCAAGAGCAGACCCGGAAGGCUCCUAGAGCUCACCAACAAGGCAUGGAUGUAGAGGAAAAGAUUCUCCGCCAUUUUGACCUUUCCAGCCAAUACGGGCCCUGUGUUGGAAUUGCUCGUGUCAAGCGCUGGAGACGGGCUAAUCUGCUAAAGCUCAACCCACCCAUCGAAGUCCUUGCGGUUCUUCUGAAGGGGAAGAAUACAAAUGAGCGAGCACAUAUUGAUGAAUUAUUAUCGUGA
Penicillium hordei is the source of this 552-nucleotide messenger RNA. Its product is annotated as putative DNA polymerase delta subunit 4. Gene Ontology annotation, cellular component: delta DNA polymerase complex. The record is from RefSeq and is a predicted model, not a curated record. Bases 1 to 552 code for a protein of 183 amino acids. Gene Ontology annotation, molecular function: DNA-directed DNA polymerase activity. Lineage: Eukaryota; Fungi; Ascomycota; Eurotiomycetes; Eurotiales; Aspergillaceae. Gene Ontology annotation, biological process: DNA synthesis involved in DNA repair; DNA-templated DNA replication. The transcript is spliced from 3 exons.